UUAGCGCGGGAAGUGAGAGGGCGCGAACUCAAGAGAAUCUUUGCAACGUCUGCAAGGGUAGAUAUAUCAACUGAAGCGAUAAAUAACAUAAAAUGUUCUUUUUUUAUUUCAAUAGCCAGGCGUUCUUUACCUAAGCAUAACAAAACAACAGGAGUUAAGACAUCGCCUGGAUCUUAACAAAGCAGACAACUUAGACAUAGCCACAAGUAUGAAGCAGGAUUUGCAAAGUUUCAAGUGAAAGUAAUUACCUGGACAUUUCAGGGAGAGAAAACAACAACAACAUCCAACCUUCAUAAUGUAGUCCCAAGCAGGAAUGAUGCCAAUGAUUUCUUAACCAAAGAAAGGAAUGACUAUACAGACGUGCUCAUCCCUGGUCUUAUGGCUAGGUCUGAUCGUGCUCGUCUGUCUUGGUCACAGCCACCCACAAUCCCAGCAGCAAACAAGCAGCGGGCCAUUACUCCUCACUCCAUACCUCGACAGGGGCGACGUCGGCCUCGCUAGGAAUCUCAGCUUGGUCCGCUUUCGUCCACCGACCAUUGUCCCGCUGAGCUACGCUGGCUACCUGACUGUGGACCGAAGAGUCCGCAAUCAUCUUUUCUUCUGGUUUUUCCCGUCUCCCUCUAACCCGUCGGCUCCAUUGCUACUAUGGCUCAAUGGUGGCCCCGCAGUGUCGUCCAUGAUAGGCCUGUUCUGGGAACACGGGCCGAUGGAGGUCAACUACAAGCUCUACGGGAAUUCCUACGGGAAGAGAAACCACAGCUGGGUGGGUCCAUUUUCAGUGGUCUACAUCGACAACCCGGUUGGUACCGGGUACAGUUUUUCUGAAACAGGAACAAGAGGAUAUAAGCUGGAUAAGGAAGGGUACUGCCAUGACUUGUUUCAUUUCGUGGAUCAGUUUUUCAUAAUGUUUCCAGACCUCAAAGAUUUAGAGCUGUAUAUAGGAGGUCAAUCAUAUGCAGGGAAGUACAUACCGCCUUUAGCGUAUAGAAUCUUAUCAGAAAGAAAUGAUAUCAACUUGAAAGGAAUCAUUCUCGGGGGCCCGUAUUUCGACCCCAAAACUCAGAGCGUGGCGUUCUUUGACUACUUGUACGCCGUGGGCGCCAUCAGCCACCACGAUAUGAACAAGCACAAGAACAGGGUGCAAGCUAUGUAUAAAGAGUUCCUCGAGGGGGGCAAUGCCAACAAGACAUUCUCCCAGUUGUUCGAGCAGCUGGUCCUCCUGACGGACCUUCCUUUACCCUCGCUUGAUAACUACGUAUCCGGGGAGGAGGCGAACUACAGCCUGGUGGGGGAGGUCAUGACGACGCUGGACAUGCGCAAGGCAGUGCACGUGGGGAAUCAAAAGUACAUUGUGUCCAACGAUAAUCUCUCCCAGUGCUACGGGCCUGACGUGAUGGUCAGCACGAAGGAAGAGCUUGCCCAGUUAAUGAACAAUAUCAAAGUACUUAUAUACAAUGGAGACUACGAUGUUGUGGUCAGUUCGGUCAUGAUCGAGGCCGCCGUGAUGUCCACCCCUUGGAAUGGACAAGAGCACUACAAUAGAUCAAUGAGAAACUAUUGGAAGCAGGACAAGCGACUCAAAGGAUUCUACUCUCGGACCGGCAAGUUCUGCAGGGUCGUCGUCCACGGCGGUGGUCACCAGACGCCCCACGAUGUGCCGGACGUCACCCUUGAGAUGGUGACCGAUUUCCUCCACCACGGAUGCGUGCAGCCAAAAAACUGAUUGGGUGUGGCUCGAUGUGCAAGCUCCGCCCCCAUCACGUGACCUUUAUAGUGUUGAUGUUUUUCUUAGCGUUGCGUUUGUGUUGACGACAAUCUCGUUCCUAGAUCUAAUUGUUUCUUAGCGUGUUUAUUGUUCUUACGGUGCUGUUGUAGUUUUUGAGUCGGUGUUGUAGUUUUGUUGUUUUAUUGUUUUUGUAAGUGAUAUAGCCUAAGUUUCAAACGCAUUUAGAAAAUCCAUAAUUGUAUUUUUGAGCGUUAUUCGCAUAUAGUACUCAAAACCAGUUUUAGAAAUAUUUUUUUUUUACUGAUAAAGGAAUCUCUUUUACAUUAGAUUUAGACUAAUCCAAGUCUUUGAUAUUAAAUGUUACAGAAAAAUGCUGGGUAUCAGAUACCAGGAAAAUACAAAUGAGUUUAUACUUUGACAAGUCAACACUCUGGCUGGCAAAAAAAGGAGGAACUUCUCAAUACUGUGAAGAGACUAAAGCUGAGCUAGUUUAGUCCUAUUGUAAGACAUGACUCACUGUCAAAAGUCAUUCAAGGUACAGUGGAGGGAGAAUGAAGGAAGCGUCGUCCAAAGAAAAGCUAGAUGGGCCGGUCUAUUUCUUGAUAUUCUUCUCAGAAUAGCUGCUGCACGGGAAAAGUGGGGGGAUUUGGUUAUACAAACUGUCACAGCGCCCCCUACGACGAAAGUCAAGGGACAGAUAAGUGAGAUGAGACUUACUUUCCAUUUGACGCAAUUGGCGACCAGCUGUCUCCUUAGAGAUCUGUCAUAGCAAGCCUCUCUACUCUUCAAUGCUCUUAGAUGUCCACUGAUCUGAAAAGUCAAUUGAUCUUAAAUGUCCACUGCUCUGAGAUGUCCACUGCUCUGAGAUGUCCACUGCUCUGAGAUGUCCACUGCUCUGAAAUGUCCACUGCUCUGAGAUGUCCACUGCUCUGAGAUGUCCACUGCUCUGAGGUGUCCACUGCUCUGAAAUGUCCACUGCUCUGAGAUGUCCUCUGCUCUGAAAUGCCCACUGCUUUGAUAUGUCCACUGCUUUGAUAUGUCCACUGCUCUGACAUGUCCACUGCUCUGAAAUGUCCACUGCUCUGAAAUGUCCACUGCUAUGAGAUGUCCACUGCUCUGAAAUGUCCACUGCUCUGAGAUGUCCACUGCUAUCAGAUGCCCAUUGCUCUGAGAUCCUCAAAAAAAAAAUAGAAAAAAUAUAUCAAAAUAUGUCCAUUUCUCUUACAGUUAACAUCUAAACCAGCGAUACUUAAACUUUUCGGACAGCGAUUUCAAAAUCAAUUUAUAUUUGACGAUUUUAAUACUAACCACAGCAAUUGGCUCUCGACGAUGACCUGCAGACCACAGUAAAAAUAAAACGCAAAAACUAAAACUUUAUGACCAUAUCACAUCCCUAGGGCUCCCAAAAACCUUCCUACAGGAAACAGUACCAGGAAAAAGAAGAUGCAGACAGAAAACGUGAUUGAAAAAAAAAAAGAAUGGACGUGUCUGUCAUUGAAAGAGCUUCUACUCAACGCAAAAGACUGAGAAGAAUUCAGAAAGACGAUCGACAGAUCAUGUGUGGUGCCCCAAUGGUUAGUUACGUGGACUGUUCAGAUCACAGUACUUUCUUAAAGCGUCGUUACUGGGCACGGUUGACCUCCUGCUAAGCGUCGCCCUGUGUCAUCUGUGCUGACUUAAAUAUACACUGUUGCCUCUACCCCCGUCGCAACCACAGUUAUAACACUAUGUUAUCAAUCACGUAUAUGAAGUCUCUAGUGUAUCCGGUGAACAGAAUACGAUAGCAUUGACCAGCUAUAUCUUCUAAAAGCUAUGCUAUUUUUAUGCACCUUUUUGCACAGCAGAAUCUACUUUUAUCAGCUCUCAGCACAAAUUAUGUUUAUUUAUUAGUUGGUAACAAGACUAUUUCAAUCUAUCAUCUUCUUUGUUCUAAAUCUCUCAUAAUUCUUUCUCUUUAUAUUGUCUUACAUUAUCUGAGAGUCCAUUAUAUCGCCACACAUUUGUCCAUGUCGCUUCUCUUUUUUUUUCUUUUUAUCUACUGUAUUGUAUUCCUUAAAACGAAUUUUUCAAAUUAAUUUAAACAAAGAGCGGAUUAUUCUGUUUAACUGAAUUGUGAACACCAUAGAGUUAUCGUUCAUUUCUAUGUCCGUUUAUAUUGGAUAUUUGGUAACAUAGCAUUUUUUUUUAAAAGAAAAUUCAUUUAUACACCUUCGUUUGAAUUUGUUCUAAAACCAAUAAUUCGAAAUUAUUUAUCUAAUUAAUAGACUAAGACAUUAAUUUUGACAACAAAGAUUGUAAAGUGUGUUUAGUUAGGUCUCAUACUUUCAUUUUUUAUAAGACAAAGAAAAAUAGAUUACGAUUAUCGUUCUGUUAAGUCUCAUAUGUCUCCUGGACAGAGAAUUGUGUUUAAGUUGUUGUCCUGUCUUCAUGUAUGUCAUUGUCUCUACUGUCAGUAGCUCAUUGUCAUUUAAAAAAGUUAAUUUUUUUGUAAACUUUUUUUUUGUAUGUCAAAGGUCAUGGUUUAAGCAUGAGGGCAGUUCUUGCAUAUGGAGUCACACUGAACAAAUACACUCUUGUUUUAUUUACUCAUGUUUGUUAUAAAGUUAUAUUUAGACAUUGAUCCGACUCAGUUUUAUUAGGGAUAUUUCAUCUUAGAUUUCAAACCAUAACAAAAAAAGUGUAUGGUAAAUGUUAUGAGCUUUCUUUUCACCAUAACACAUCCGGAUGUACCAUAACACAUCCGGAUGUAGACCACUCACUGUAGUCUACUUUUAGAUGUGUUAUUGGCAAAGAUGAAAUUUCCUAAUAAAACAGACCAAUGCCUAAAUAUGUCUUUUUUUUUGUUAUUUUAUUAUUAUUUUGAUUUUAUUUUUGUAUAUUGGUUUGUUAUUUUUACGUAGCAUUAUACCUGAGAUCUCAACAUUAAAAUGAAAUGCUAAAAUGUCAGAUUUCAUUUCUUGUAUAGUUUCUCAUUUGCUACAAUGUCUGAAAAUUGGAUAACAAUGUUUAACUCUUUCUUUCCUUAAUUAUUUUCCUCGUUCCGAUAGUAUUAUUCAUUUUGUUCAUUUGUAUUUCACAAUCCUUUUCUGAUUAAACUUCAAUAACUUUUUGUUAUCAGAAACUGUUAUACUUGGUAUCGAAUUAAUAGAAGAAUGCAUGCUCUUUUUACACAACACAAAUUAAAGUUUAUAAAUCCAAAACAAAUUUAGUUUAGUGAGGUCAAAUCAACGUUGGCGUCGCUGGUGCAGGUAGAUGGUUUCCCUUUUUUUUUUGACAUUUUAGAAGUCUUUAAUUAGUAUUUGCAAUUGGUUUUUGUAGAUCUACAUAAUUUUAUGAUAUUUUGUUUAUUGCUAGAAUUAUGUCAGGCUUAUUUUUUUUUUCUGUUUAAGAGAGUCAAUUACUAGUAGGCUGGAAAACGCUAAGACUUUCCAAAAACAAAAAGGAGUUUCUGUUUCAAUGCUUAACUCAAGUGUACAGAAUUUGACAAAUGUUAUUAGUAUUGUCAUGUUAUCAACUUGUUAUCAUUUAGUUUAUGAUUAUUACAAAAGUAUAUAUAUAUAUUAAACCCUUUAUCAGCUACCCCCAGAAAAUAUGUAUUGGUACAUAUAUAUGUUUUCAAAUGAAGAUAUCUAGCUAGCAAUGGUUUGGGUUGUCUCUAGACAAACCAAAUAUAAGCAAAACAAGAAUUAGUGUGUAUGUCAUACUAUAGAUUCAUGUCAUUAUCAUAGCAACGUUAUUCGAACAUAUCUUGACAUUUGUGUACAUAACAUUUGCCUUGAUACAUUUUCGCGCUAAAAAAAAAAAGUUAAAAUGUUGAGAAAAACAACCCCACAUUUUAUGGUUUGUUUAAUUGUCUUUUUUUAAAAACAGAUUACUAUCUCAAAAGUUUAUUUUAUAUGAAAAGUCCAAAACAUCUGCUUUAAAAAUUUGAGUGGAAACGUGUUUGUAAAGGAUUGAGCGCUUGAAAAUAAACAUCGUUGAUUUGUAUUGCAACUUUCCUGAUACUUGUACAACAUUUCAAUAAGUAUUCGAAGUACUUCAUUAUACGGAUACAAAUGUUUCAAAAAAAUGCGAAAUGGAUCUUUUUCAAAGCUUAUACCAACUCACUCUGUCUGUUUGUCUGUCUAUCUGUCUUUCUGGUAAAAAGUGUCUACACGUUAUUUCUCCCACACCCAUUCUCGGAUCAAGUUGAAAAUUCACACAUUUAUUCAUUGG
Biomphalaria glabrata is the source of this 5941-nucleotide messenger RNA. RefSeq names its product probable serine carboxypeptidase CPVL. Gene Ontology annotation, molecular function: serine-type carboxypeptidase activity. Gene Ontology annotation, biological process: proteolysis. Bases 347 to 1723 code for a protein of 458 amino acids. The transcript has 4 exons. Lineage: Eukaryota; Metazoa; Mollusca; Gastropoda; Planorbidae. The record is from RefSeq and is a predicted model, not a curated record.